AAUCACGGACAGACAGUAGAGCCGCAGCCCGGAAGAGGAGUGACGUCUCCAGUAGCAACUGGGCUAGUGCUUCCAUGUGUCUGCUGUCACAAGGGUGAGGAGACCGCCAAACCUUCUGUGCAGAUCUCCUUCUUUUCUAGACUGGUUAAACACCGCGGCAGGCCACACCGAACCGAACGGCGGGGACCCCUGCGCGGACAUGGCGACCUCCAGCCCCUGUGUGGUGAUCAGCGAUGAGGAGCAGGGGUACGACCUGGACCUUUUCUGCAUACCAAAGCACUAUGCUGCUGAUUUGGAGCGAGUCUACAUCCCACAUGGCCUUAUCUUGGACAGGACAGAGAGACUGGCCAGAGAGAUCAUGAAGGAAAUGGGGGGGCACCACAUUGUGGCUCUCUGUGUGCUCAAAGGAGGCUACAAGUUCUUUGCAGACCUGCUGGACUACAUCAAAGCUCUGAACAGGAACAGUGACCGCUCCAUCCCAAUGACAGUGGACUUCAUUCGCCUUAAGAGCUACUGUAAUGACCAGUCAACAGGUGAAAUCAAAGUAAUUGGUGGAGAUGACCUCUCUACGUUAACAGGAAAGAAUGUUUUGAUUGUGGAGGAUAUUAUCGACACAGGGAAGACAAUGAAGACAUUACUGCAACUUCUCAAACAGUACAAUCCCAAAAUGGUUAAAGUUGCAAGUUUGUUGGUGAAGAGGACACCGAGAAGUGUCGGCUACAGGCCAGACUUCGUUGGAUUUGAGGUCCCUGACAAGUUUGUGGUGGGAUACGCACUUGACUACAAUGAGUACUUUAGAGAUCUAAAUCAUAUCUGCGUCAUUAGUGAAACAGGGAAGGAGAAGUACAAGGCAUGAAGAGGACUUUCUUUUUUUAUGUAUGAUCUCUUUCUUUGCGACUCAUUUUAUAUUUUAUUACUGUACAUUUGUGUCAUAAAAACAAUUUAGCCUGCUCAGGGUCCCUGAGGAUACACUGAUAGUGAUAAUCCUGGAAGUAGCGUUGCCUGGUGUAGCCACCAAUACAUGUUAUAUUCAGCGUUUGAGACAAUGACCUCAAACACAAUCACAUCUGGGUUAAAUAGCAUGAAACCCAGUUUUGUCUGAAUUUAGCACGAUGCUUUUAUUGCCCCAACAGAUUAAGAUGCUCUUUUUUUAAAGCAAUGGAAUAAUUUAUUGAAAGCAAUGCUGCUAGCUCGAAGAACAAUAUAAUUUUUAUGCUACGACACAAUUUUCAACAUUCACAUGAUUUUAUAAAGUAUUGAUUUUAUUGUCGCUCUACUCCUACUCUGUUUUAUGGGUACUCGAAAAGCGGAUGUUAUAUUUUCUCACAAUCUGUAUGUAUAUUUUGGGACGCAACACAUUUCACUAUUACUUUUUUUGUGUGAUGUGAUUUUCCUUGGAUACCAGCACAUUGUGUUGAAAAGUAACACACAUGUUCAGUGCUGUCUCUCAUUAAACACACAUGCUGACGAUGAAACAUUCUAUUGUUUGUGGGUAUACAGCACACGUACACAGAGCACCCGUACAUUAAGAUUUCCAGCAUAAUCUUUUUAAUAUUGGAAACUAAACACAACAUAUUUCACAGUUGUGCAAAUGUUCAGUUGUUUCUUAUACUGAGGUUUACAGUUAAUCGUAUAUCUGCAAAUAAUGGAACUGAAUCUGGCUUCAAACCUCUGCCUUAUAAACAAAUUUAAUGGUACCAUCAUUGUACACCAAUAUCAAUUGAAUGCUGCAACAACUCAUUAAAUGUUUAGAACUCUCUG
Messenger RNA from Sphaeramia orbicularis (orbiculate cardinalfish), 1761 nucleotides. RefSeq names its product hypoxanthine phosphoribosyltransferase 1 (gene hprt1). The record is from RefSeq and is a predicted model, not a curated record. The transcript is spliced from 9 exons. Gene Ontology annotation, biological process: purine ribonucleoside salvage; IMP salvage; hypoxanthine metabolic process. Gene Ontology annotation, cellular component: cytosol. Gene Ontology annotation, molecular function: magnesium ion binding; hypoxanthine phosphoribosyltransferase activity. Lineage: Eukaryota; Metazoa; Chordata; Actinopteri; Kurtiformes; Apogonidae. The coding region runs from base 200 to 856 and encodes 218 amino acids.